CCAUAAGUACAUAUUCAUCGAUCUUUGCUCUUCGCCAUCAAACACGCCAGAUAAGCCACAUCAUCGCCAUGAAUGUGGCAGAUUUCAGCACCAAUAGGCACUCUUCCAAUAUGCACAUGACUAUGCACAUGGCGAGCAAACAUACGGAUCUUUACUUCAACGACGGAAAUAUAAUCUUGCUCGCUGGCAUGUCCUAUUUCUUGGUUCAUCAAGGGCUUCUGGCACGGCAUUCCGAGGUUCUGGAUGAGCUUAUGCGCUCCUUGGACAAAAAUCUGACACACGAAGACCGCCCAGUCCUUACCUUACCAGACCCGUCUACAGAUGUAACGCACUUCUUGAAAGCGAUGUAUGAUGGAAUGCUCCUGCGCAUGUUAACCAAGUACAAGGUGCACCAUCUCCGGACUGAUAUCUUACGCGGACUUUCCAACUACUGGCCUACUACCCUUACUCAAUGGGAUACGCGUGAAGCCUCUGUGACUGGACAAGAUGGUACCUAUACACCACGCGAUUCUCUGCCGCACCCUAUAGAAAUCAUUAACCUCGCUCGUGAAAUCGAUCACGUGCCACUUCUGCCAUCCGCAAUGUACGACCUAACCCGUUCCUCUCCAAGUGAGGCUGCGAUUGGUUUCGUGUCACCGUUCACCGGCAUAAACGUCAGAUUAGAAUACGCCGAUCUUCUGACCGUUCUCAAGGGUCGCGAACAAGCUUCUCGAUUUUUCUCAACGUUCAUCGUCAACAACCUGGAAGGAAGACAGCCUUCUCGAUGGUGUCUACGUCGCAAGGAUGGCCACCCCGUCAACAAGAGGACCUGUCAGAUUGCGUUCGAGGCCAUCACGUUCGAACUUUUGCGAGAUAUCAACGGCAUCAUCAGUAAUCGGACCUCGGACCCACUGUACGCGAUGACCGAAGCAGAGCAAAUGCAGAUCCGCGACGACCUGUUGAGCAGCGAGGUUUCUCCCAUGAAAACGUGCGAACACUGUCGGGUGGAAUUUGGAGCGGUAGUUGAUGCAGCAAAAGAAGACUUCUGGAAAAAGUUGCCCAAGUGGUUCGAUAUAGAUGUUUCCCCCCUGGGACCAGAGCAAACCUCAAAACACUUAAGGUCGAUCGCUGCUAAUGCUUAA
Suillus subalutaceus is the source of this 1121-nucleotide messenger RNA. RefSeq lists its product as uncharacterized. The record is from RefSeq and is a predicted model, not a curated record. The transcript is spliced from 4 exons. Lineage: Eukaryota; Fungi; Basidiomycota; Agaricomycetes; Boletales; Suillaceae. Bases 69 to 1121 code for a protein of 350 amino acids.